Colletotrichum costaricense is the source of this 636-nucleotide messenger RNA. RefSeq lists its product as uncharacterized. Bases 1 to 636 code for a protein of 211 amino acids. Lineage: Eukaryota; Fungi; Ascomycota; Sordariomycetes; Glomerellales; Glomerellaceae. The transcript has a single exon. The record is from RefSeq and is a predicted model, not a curated record.
AUGACAAUCUCGACUACGGCCGGCACCAAGAAUGAUCGGGACAAGGUCAAAGACCUAAUCUUCAAAGACAGCGACUUCAUCGACAAGAUCUCAGCCGACGGCCUGGUUCUGCUCGUGAUCGGCAUCGACCUUCACUAUGUCGAUGAGAUUUUAGCUGAGAAGAGUGACGAAGGAAUCCAGCUUGUCCUUGCUCUCGGCCAUAAGGACAAGAAGAUAUCAGAGGUUUUCCCAGCUGGAGCUUUACUCGGAGCUGAAUCGAAAAGCCUACUUCUUCGCUCUCUACGAGACGGGUAUGCUUUAGAUGAAAAGCAGUCCCUCAUCACUAUCUCUACCCCGGAGACGACCAUUCGCCUGCAUGCGGACAGCCUUUUGAAGCCUACGGCGUUGAAUGGAAAAGUCAGCAGUUCUCCGGAAACUUUCGUGGAAAUGAAAGAAGGGGUUCCAUUUUCAACUUUCUGGUCUACUUCUAAGGAUGACGAGCCCAUCCGGGAUAUGGAUUUCUCUUGGUCUCCGGCGGGAUGUGGCGAGAAUGGGCAGGAGGGGGGCAAGCUACUCAUUAUCGAGCUUCCCGAUGGUAUCUGCGCUGAUAGGCAGUGGGCCUGGAUGUUUAUGACCCAGGACGAAAAUGUACAGUAG